AUGUCCACGGUACAGGAAUCAAGUCGAUUCAACCGCGCCUCGGCACCUCAACCUACUGCUGUCGCCAACCCAGCCCCCCGAGAACUUCCUCAAAUGGCGGCUCCAAAGAAACCGGUCGUGGACAUGCAGCCACAAGAGCGACAUACCGAUGAAGGAGCCAGACUAAGGCAAGAAGUAAAACGGUUGCAGAAUUACCUUAUUGAGCGUGCAGUGGUCUUCAUUCGUACCACCCCGCCUCUCGCUCGGGAGAAGGGCAAUAAUAUGCAACCCUUUUUAAUGCUUAUCGAACAACGGUUCAGGAAGAUGGCCCUUCCACGAGAGCUCUGGGGUGACGAGCUUGGAGAAUACCUCGACGAGGACGCCCUACAGUGCUGGAUGGACCUGAAACUAUCCGGUACAGACAUGGCUGAUUGGGCACUCAUCAAACAGGAAUUAAUUAGAUGUUUCUCCACGGUAGAUCAAGCAGCACUCAUUUACCAAAUGGCAGCUAACAAGUGGAAAGGGGACCACAGCACCUAUACGGCUAACUUCAGUCGAAUCGUAGCUCGAGGAUCCCAGCUGUCGGCAGAAGACUUAGUUGGUUAUUUCUUAACGAAUAUUCCAGCGGAACUCAGAUGGGCCGUAACACAGCGAGGUACGAAACAAUUCAGUGAUUGGAGGGAUGCAGCCCAUGCAUUAGCCGCUGUAGCCGCCCCGUGGGCCGCCGCACAAGAGGAAUUCCGUAGGCGGGAACGGGAGUUCCAACUUUGUCUGACAGGAAGAGCGGCGGAGCUUCCACGUGCGACAGUGUCAACUGAGAUUAGACGGUACACCCGAGCAUCGGGUGACCGAACAGAAAUGGUGUGCUACCAGUGUAAAGGCAAGGCAAGGGGCACAUGGCUAAGAAUUGUCCAACCGGUGAUCCGACAACGCGCAAAUCCGGAGCAGCGUGUCGGAACUGUGGAGGUAUGGGCCACUACGCUCGUGAGUGCCGAACAACUGUUCGUACGAGGACAGGAGGGGGCAGCCACACUUCAUCGACAUCCGCACAGCAGCAAGAGCAGCGAUCUCAACGUUUAA
Molecule: messenger RNA, 1059 nt
Organism: Eimeria acervulina
Lineage: Eukaryota; Apicomplexa; Conoidasida; Eucoccidiorida; Eimeriidae
Exons: 1
Coding region: 1-1059 (352 amino acids)
Source: RefSeq, a predicted model, not a curated record